Stereum hirsutum FP-91666 SS1 is the source of this 1004-nucleotide messenger RNA. RefSeq lists its product as uncharacterized. Bases 63 to 890 code for a protein of 275 amino acids. The transcript is spliced from 8 exons. The record is from RefSeq and is a predicted model, not a curated record. Lineage: Eukaryota; Fungi; Basidiomycota; Agaricomycetes; Russulales; Stereaceae. Gene Ontology annotation, biological process: tRNA modification. Gene Ontology annotation, molecular function: RNA binding.
CUUGAGUCUACCUCGUCUACGCCAAACAUCCUCGGAAAAACCUUGUAAUUGCGUUAUAUAAAAUGAGCAAGAACAACACGGAGAGAAAGCGAAGGUAUCGAUCCGAUGGAUCCUCGAUCUGGGGCAAGCGGUCGAUUGAUGGGCCUGGUGUUUGGGUAAGUUGUGUCAAAGGAAAGGAGAAACAGACUGUUGGCGAGUUAUAUGACUUGUUCGAGCAGCUCGCUUCUGAGCUCUACCCAGAACUGGGCACAGGGAAUGCUGGCGCAGGGAAUGAAGAAGAGACUGCAACGAAUUCAGACCAAGAAGAGGAAGAGGACCUAGAGAAACAACUCGCGAAGGAGUUGGCUGCGAUGAAGAAACCGCGAAAGCAGCAGAUAUUCGCGAAUUGUCAGACUAAUACCACCUUGGUGUUCAUUUCCUGCAAGCCGCCCGUGGAUCCUGUUCGGCUCGUUCUGAGGCACAUCGAGAACGUGGAGAAGACAGGGGUCACGAACACACGAUUCACACAAAGACUAACGCCGAUCACCAACUCUUGUGUAGCCAACGUGCCAGAGAUUACAUCACUCUUCAAACGCGUUCUCAAGUCGUUUUUAGAAGAAGAUCCCGAGCGCAUCAAGUCCAGCUAUAAAAUCGAACUGCGAUCACGGAACCACAACACGCUGACACGCCAACAAUUCAUCGACACCAUCGCCGUAUGUGUCCCACCUGAGUUCACUGUCGAUUUGGAGAACCCCAAAAUCUUUAUCCUCGUUGAGGUGUUCAAGAGUGUCUGCGGGAUCAGCAUCGUCGAGGAUUAUUACAAGCAUACGAAGUUCAACGUGAUGGAGAUCGCAAACGCGAAGAAUGAGGUUGAGAAGUUCAAGGAAGGAGAAGGGCGUGUCUUGGACUGAUGCCGUCUCGUGCGGCAUGCUGGGUUUACUACCGGGCAUAAAUUGUGGCCACUGUGCACGCCGUUCGGAUUGAAAGUCACCCUGAGAAACACCAGUAAAUGUAAUUUUAUUCGC